Symbiodinium sp. CCMP2592 is the source of this 4815-nucleotide messenger RNA. NCBI's taxonomy places the organism in Eukaryota, Dinophyceae, Suessiales, Symbiodiniaceae. The record is from the annotation of a GenBank genome assembly.
AUGCACCAAGAAGGACCUCUGAGCCAGCAUGCAGACCCAGAUGCGAUCCUCAAGCCGAAGCAGUGCCCCGAGGGACUACGAACUCACGACGAGGAUCUUUCGACGACUUCACUUUUCGCGCCGUGUGGCACCAGCUUCGUCUCAGAAAUAGUGCUGGUUGCACAGCUGGAAACAUACCAACCUGGUGAGAAGAUUUGGCUUCAGGGAGAAGAGUGCAAGAAGGUCUACAUCUUGAAAUCCGGGGAGGUGGAGCUGAUCCAAGAUGAUCACACGGUACUCCACACAUGGAGUGCGGGAGCCAUGCUGGGCUUAUGCAUUAUGCUGAACGUCCAUCAUCGUCUUCGCACGGCGCAAGCGGCCGCCGCGUGCGAGUGCUUGGCCUUGCCAUCUACCUCGUUCCAUGCCAUAUUGAAGCAGCAUCCAGCGGAGAAGAAGCACUUCUUGGAGGCGGCGCAAGCCGAAGCCAAGGGCAUACUUGGCGAUCGGCAGUUCGAAUGCUUGGUUGGAGAAGUGCCGAUAAGUCCACCGAAGACUGUGCACAGAAAAGGUGCAUUCCACAGAAAAUCUCAUGAUGCGAGUCACAAUGACAAGCUCGACAAGUCUCCGAAGAAAUCAAAGGCCAUGGAAAAGCUGCCGACCAUUGAGCCAGUCAUGAAGCCCUUCGCUUCCUCGAAGUUAGUCCCAUCCAGUUUGCCGUUAAGUAGCAGAUUUCGGCGGCCGUCGUGGUCGAAGCGAUGUGCUUCCAUGCUGGAUGAUGACAGUGGCUCUGACACGGAGUUGAACUCAGUGAGUGCUCAGUUCUCAGAACGCCAGAUUAGCACGCAGAGUUCUCCAGAUGUCGUGGUUUGGUCUCGAAGCUCAACAGCGCCGACUCUUCCUAAUUCUCUGCUGUCCCCGGAUCACAGUGGUAGUACCGGCAGUCACCUCCAGGUGCCACGGCCGCCUGCCUCGUCAAACGGAUCUCGAGAUCACUCCCCCAGCCCAUCAGCGGCCAGCAAGUCUUCAUUCCCAGAGCCUGCCGAUGACAUGAGUCCUGCUUCCAAGAAAGCCACCUAUUGGUGCGAUGUCAUAAAGGACUGGUUCGGGUGCUUGGACACAGAUGGUAGCGGCCGCAUUGACCGGGAAGAGUUCAAAAACAUUGCGAAGAACCUCUCUGCAGCUUUUGCGUGGGAUGACCAUCAGUCCGCCCUUUUGCUUCAAGAAAUUGACAUCAACAGCGAUGAGCAAGUAGAUUUGCCUGAGUUUGCAGGCUGGCUUACUAACGUCCACGCUACCAUGACUUUCAGUCCAGAAGGUUGGCUCCAAACAUAUGACUUGGGAGACACGCUCCAGCCAUUGUACGACUGCUACGACCCUGAUCGCAGUGGUAUCUCGAAGGACCAGUUCCUCCGCACCUACCGCAUCAUUGCUAAUGCCUUGAAGCAUACGCCGGUAGCUUUCCAGAAGAAGGCAGACGUAUGGGUACGAGCGGCGGAGGAAGAGUAUGAGAACUUAACCGAUGAUGGGAAAGACAUGCUGGUCGAGAUCGACGAUUUCAUCCAAUGGCAAGCCCAAUUGCUGAAGCAUUCCGGAAUACCAAACUCUGUACUGCCGGAGAAGGUGGCUGGGCUUGCCCAGGCAUUGAAGGUCAUUAACGAUUUGGAUAAGAAGAAGACUGUGGCGGAUGACAAAGAUGAAGCUGCUCUCAGCAAAUCAAUCCAGAAAGUUGCCAGCUUAGCAAGGGAACUGUACCUUCCCUGCAGCCAGCAGCUCCGCAAGCUGCUGGAAGCGAACAACCAUGAAAGAAAGGAAACGCAAGCCUGCGAUGAAAACUACAAGUGGGAGAACCCACCUGACGGGGCGGUCGAUCGACUCCGCCGGGACUGUGCCAUCAACCUGGGUGUCCUCCUGCCUGGCAUAUUGCCUCACAAGAGCGGGGAGACUUCCAAGAGCGACGUUUGGAGAUUUGCCCGGCGAAACUCGCACAUGCGCAAUCGAAGAGGGAAGUCGCUGCCUCAAGCGCACUGUUUAGGGAUGGCCAUGUCCAGCGUGAACCGCCGCCUUAUGAUCGCGAAGCUUGCAAUUGCUUUGCUCGCAGUGCGCGUUCUCAUGCCUUCCUUCGUUUCGCCGAAUGGCCCAAGUAUCCAUGCGCAAACCCCAAGAAGGCAGCUAACAGCUGUGAGGGCUGAAGGAGAGGGAGAGGCAGAAGAUGGAGACAUGCUUGAAUUCCUCAAGGUGGAGCAGGACAUUGAGCUGUCUCCUGAGGAGUACAAGAUGGCCUUGGAGGCCGAGGUCGAAACCCAAAGGAAGAAGUACUACAUCGGGGGUGUUGUGGAUCCGAAGAAUUUGGUCGUGCCUUGGAAGCCUGUCGACGAGGAUGUGCUGGUGAAGGAUGCCAGGAGGACCCUGAAGAAGAACGGGAUCAGGGACCCUGCCGGUGGCGACGUGGACACCGAGUACGAUGACAGCGAGAUGGAGCUCACCCUGAUCGACGACGACGUCAUGCUGCAGUGGGCAGGCGGUGUUCCUGGCACCAAGGUCGGCUACAUCAUCGAGAGGAAACCAGCAGGCAGCACAAAUUUCGAGGAAGUUGCCACAUACGACAACAUGAAGAACCCCCAGCUCCUGGCCAAGCCAUACAGCGGACAUGAGUAUUCCUUCACCGACUCCAUGGUCGCACCCGGCAAGUACACUUACCGCCUACUUUGCCGUUCUCGUGAUGGCUCCAUUGAUGUAGUGGACCAGAAGGAGAUGCUCGUAGCCGACGCCCCUGGAGUUGACUUGAAGAUCGCCUUCCCAGUUCUGGGUGCGUUUGUACUCUUCAGUGCCCUCUAUGGCUUCAGCAUGAUAGAAGACAACCAUUUUCUCCUCUCUGCUGAGACGAAAAAUGGAGUGAUUGCACUUGCAGACUCAGCACAGAGAUUCGGUAUGAACACACCCGUGCUCGGCGAGUUAUUGCUUUGCUUUCACUCAUCUGCUGGAAGCUUGGGCGAAACCAGCCGUUUUUUCGCUUGGUUGGAGGCUCCUCGCAAAAGCGAGUCUGAUCGGAAAAUGUACUACGAGCUAGUGCCACGUGAUGACGGAUGUGGGAAUGCUCUGGAGCCGAUGUGGCAACGGCUUCCGGACGGAGCUCCCUUUCAUGCUGAGCUCGAGCGCCUCCCGAAGGAGCAGGUGAUACUGGCGAUCCUCAAGACCCAGGAGCUGGCCCACGACCAGCUGCAGUGGCCGCAAGUUCAAAGAAGUUUAGGCUUAGCAGAGAGCUUGGAGCUCGUGAUGCAUGAAGACGUGGAGCAGCUCAGCAAGGUGAUCCACACGUUUGCACGGCAACACGUUAUGCAACAGCCAUGGCAUCGUGAGCAACUGGAAAUGGGUAUGACCAUCAGUGAUGUUGUCAACGAACACUUGCAGGAGGCAGUUUUCUCUCCAGAGGAAGUGCUGCAUCUGCUGCUGAACCAGGAGAAGAUGGCAGAUCCACAGCCCGAACCGAAAAACAAGCUCGUGGCCACGUUGUCCAAGAUGUUUUCGAAGAAUCUCUCGGCCAAUGUGGUCCUCUACAGCAAACUUAUCUCGUCACUCACUGCCGUUGACUGGAAGGCAGCUAUCCAAAGUUGGAGAGAUUUACUUCUCGCCGGACUUCAGAGCGACACGGUCGUGUGCGGUGCGGUAACAAAUGCAAGUCGGCGCGGUCCAUGGCAGCUGGCCAUUCUUCUACAUGGCAUGUCAUCACGUCAGGUUCGCGUGAACGAGGUCACUUUCGGAGCGGCUGUUAACGCUUGUGGCCAGCCGGGAUGGCCUUCGGGUCUAGAGAUUUUGCAAGAUUUGAGCAGCAAGAAGGUCCGAUCCAACCAGCUGAUUACCAGCAGUGUCAUCACAGGUAGCAGAUGCAACUGGACGCUUGUGCUCCAGCUAUGGUUUCUGCUGCAGCGCGAUGCUACUCCCGAUCAAUUCUGCUUGUGUUCCACCACGAGUUCUUUGCAAGCAACGGACCAAUGGCGACGAGCAUUCUUCAUGUUGACCAAAGCUCGGGCCAUAUUGGUUGAACUUGGAGUGUUCUGCUUCAAUAGCGCAAUGAGCUGUUCGCAGCUUUCGGGCUGGCCAUCUACGUUGGGGCUACUAGCUGAGUUGCAGCUUCGAAGACUGACCAACACCGUGAGCUACAAUUGUGGAAUUGCUUCGUUACCGGACGCCAGCCAUUGGCAGGCUGCUUUUGGCCUGUACAAGCAUAUUCGGGAAGCAGGCCUUUGGGAGAAUGAAGCAAGCCUCGUGCUCGCGUGCGGUUCCUGCGGGCCGCUCUGGCAAAGUGCUUUGGCCUUCGUCUCCACCGCAAACGGCACAACGCGAAGCUUGAGUUCGGUAUUAAAGGCCUGCGAGAUUGCCGCAGAAUGGACCCAAGCUCUGAGCAUGCUCGGGUCCUUUCACAAAUGCAAUAUCUCAACGACGCAGGUCACAGUCAAUACAGCAGUGAGUGCAUGCCAAGAGAACUCCGUGUGGCUACGGGCUUUGCAUUUAUUGCGCACUUGCUCUUUAAAUGAGGUGGCAGAUGUCAUUACUUGGUCUACAACACAGGCGGCGUGUAAACUGCAAUGGGCUGUGGCCACGCUGCUCAUGACAAGGAUGGGAGAUCAUGCAGUGCGUGUUGGCGCAUUGAGCUACGACACGGCUGUGGCCUCCUGGACAAAUGGAAGCCACUGGCACAUGGCCCAAAUCCUUCUUCACAGGAUGGCAUCCAACAGAGUGCCGGUCUUGCCAGCCACGGCCUACGCUGGAGUUCGUGCGGCUGAGCUGGCCAACGCUCAAGCUUCGCCAUGGCUUUUAAGACCACAUGCUCACAGUUGA